Molecule: messenger RNA, 542 nt
Organism: Neltuma alba
Lineage: Eukaryota; Viridiplantae; Streptophyta; Magnoliopsida; Fabales; Fabaceae
Exons: 2
Coding region: 73-483 (136 amino acids)
Biological process (GO): regulation of asymmetric cell division
Source: RefSeq, a predicted model, not a curated record
UCACUUUCCAAGCAUGAAGAGUCCAAAAACAGAGUUGACGAAACAGUAUUGGCAAACCCUUCAGUCAAUGAAAUGGAUAGGCAUAUCCUUGUCAGGGAUAGCAGCUUUGUUCCUGCAGAUUCUGUGGCUUUUUGUAGUAAAGAGGAAUGCCACCAAGAUGGUCGCUGUGAAUGUGAUGACUUCCAAAAUACAGCUAAGCCUGAAGAUGGGAGGUCCAUUACAAGCCAAGUUUCUCACUGCAAUGGCGAGUCAAGUUUCUCAACUGUAGGCGUAUCUAGUCAUAUAUGUUACUCGGGACCCGUACCCUUUUCCGGCAGCAUUUCGCUUCAAUCGGAUAGCAACGCAACUAGCACACGUUCCUUUGCCUUUCCCAUACUGCAAAAUGAAUGGGAUAGCAGCCCAGUCAGAAUGGCGAAAGCCGACAGAAGACAUCACCGAAGGCAUAGGAGUUGGAAGGAGGGCCUUCUUUGCUGUAGAUUCUGAACAAUUCUCUCUUUUUCCAGGUUUAGGAUCAUGAGAUGUAUAAUAUCAUUGAAACUCAU